Molecule: messenger RNA, 2242 nt
Organism: Hyphopichia burtonii NRRL Y-1933
Lineage: Eukaryota; Fungi; Ascomycota; Pichiomycetes; Serinales; Debaryomycetaceae
Gene: DUR3
Product: Dur3p
Exons: 1
Coding region: 33-2222 (729 amino acids)
Biological process (GO): spermidine transport; urea transmembrane transport; putrescine transport
Cellular component (GO): plasma membrane
Molecular function (GO): urea transmembrane transporter activity; putrescine transmembrane transporter activity; spermidine transmembrane transporter activity
Source: RefSeq, a predicted model, not a curated record
UUUGAGAUAGUCAAUAACCUGAAUUGUUAAGAAUGCCCACUGCUACGUACGUUCCGUUACCUCAGGGAGCUGGUUAUGCUGUUGUUGUUGGAUUAGGUGCUGUUUUUGCAGCUAUCAUGGUAGCUACAACUUUUUGCUUGAAACGUUAUAAUAAGGAAAUCAUGACUUCGGAAAAUUUCUCGACUGCUGGUAGAUCGGUGAAUACUUUUUUGAUGUCUGCUGCCGUGGUGAGUUCUUGGACUUGGGCUGCCACUUUGUUGACCUCGACCGUUCAAACUUAUAAUAAUGGUGUUUGUGGGGCAUAUUACUAUGCUGCUGGGGCUACUGUUCAAAUUAUUCUUUUCUCGUGUUUGGCAAUCAAGGGUAAAGAAAGAGCCCCUGCUGCUCAUACUUAUUUAGAAAUAGUUAAAUCUCGUUAUGGCAAAGUUACUCAUUGUGUCUUCAUUUUUUGGGGGUUGGCAUGUAAUAUCUUGGUUACUGCCAUGUUAUUGAGUGGUGGUUCUGCAGUUGUUAAUGAUUUAACUGGUAUGAAUAUCGUAGCUGCUUGUCUUUUAUUACCUUUGGGUGUUGUUGUUUAUACUUUAUUCGGUGGUAUUAAAGCUACUUUUCUUACUGAUUAUGCUCAUACCGUGGUAAUCAUUGUUAUUUUGAUGGUUUUUGGUUUCACCGCUUUUGCUACCUCUUCUUCUUUGGGUUCUCCAGGAGCUGUUUGGGAUGCUGUUUCUGAGUUGGCUAAAACUAACCCAAGAGAUGGUAACGCCGAUGGUUCUUAUUUAACGAUGCAUUCAAGGUCGGGUGGGAUUUUCUUUGUCAUUAAUAUCGUUGGUAAUUUCGGUACUGUCUUUUUAGAUAAUGGUUAUUUCAAUAAAGCUUUUGCUGCUAACCCGGCCUCAACCAUGCCUGGUUAUGUCUUGGGGGGUCUUGCCUGGUUUGCCAUUCCAAUGUUUUGUGCUACCACUUUGGGUCUUUCUGCUUUAGCUUUAGAAUCUACUCCUUCCUGGCCUACUUAUCCAAAUAAAAUGACUUCUGCUGAAGUUAGUGCUGGUCUUGUUUUACCAAAUGCUGCCACUGCAUUAUUAGGUACUGGUGGUGCUGUUUGUUCUUUACUAUUGAUUUUCAUGGCAGUCACUUCUGCUAUGUCUGCAGAAUUAAUUGCAGUUUCCACCAUUUCUUCUUAUGAUAUUUACAGAACCUAUAUCAAUCCAAAAGCUAAUGGUAAACAAGUUAUCUUUGUUUCCCAUGUUUCUGUUAUCAUUUUUGCAUAUGUAAUGGCUGGUUUUGCCAUUGGUUUAUAUUAUGCUGGUAUCUCAAUGGGUUAUUUAUACGAAUUAAUGGGUAUCAUUAUUGGUGGUGCAGUCUUACCUGCUGCUUUAACCCUUUUAUCUCGUAAACAAAAUUUCUGGGCUGCUACUUUAACUCCUCCUAUUUCAACUGCUUUGGCUAUCAUGUCUUGGUUGGUUUGUACUAAAAAGAAAUUUGGUGAAAUCACUAUUGAAACUACUUUUGAAGAUGAUGCUAUGUUAACUGGUAAUAUAGUGGCUCUUUUAUCUCCUUUAGUUCUUAUUCCUUUGUUGACUUUGAUUUUUAAACCUCAAAACUUUGAUUGGGAAGUCAUGAAAGAUAUUGAACGUGUGGAUGAAGAAGACGAAUUAAAAGAAGCUGAACAUCUUAAAGAUACUGAAAAAGAUCAUGUUCAUCCAGUCAAAUCUCAAGUUUCAGUGGCUGCUACUGAAAUUGCGGUAACUCAAAAAGGUCAAUUUGAAAAAGAUCAGAAAAACUUACAUCAAUCUUUCAAAAUUGCUGCUACAAUUUGUAUUGUCUUAGCUUUAUGUUUUAUUAUUUUAUGGCCAAUGCCAAUGUAUGGGUCCAGUUAUGUUUUCUCAAAAAGAUUUUUCACCGGUUGGAUUGUUGUUUUAUUCAUCUGGAUCUUUUUUUCAUCUUUCGUGGUUGUGAUUGGUCCUUUAGUCCAAGGUAGAGAUGCUAUGUUCUAUACCUUUAGAGGUAUUUACUGGGAUAUGACUGGCCAAUCUUGGAAAUUAAGAGAAUGGCAAAAUGCCAACCCUGAAAAGUUACAUGCUGUUCAAUCUCAAGUAAGUGCUCAAUUAUCUAAAUCUUUCAAUGGACAUGUGGUUGACGGUAAAAUACCCGGUAAUGAUGGGUAUAUAACUCCAGCAAGACAUAUAGAUGAAGAACUAGAAGACAUCAAGAAAGAUGAGCAGUAACCCGUCUUCUUCUCCCCGCG